Molecule: messenger RNA, 3018 nt
Organism: Trypanosoma brucei brucei TREU927
Lineage: Eukaryota; Euglenozoa; Kinetoplastea; Trypanosomatida; Trypanosomatidae
Product: 2-oxoglutarate dehydrogenase E1 component, putative
Exons: 1
Coding region: 1-3018 (1005 amino acids)
Biological process (GO): tricarboxylic acid cycle
Cellular component (GO): mitochondrion; oxoglutarate dehydrogenase complex
Molecular function (GO): thiamine pyrophosphate binding; oxoglutarate dehydrogenase (succinyl-transferring) activity
Source: RefSeq, a predicted model, not a curated record
AUGAUGCGAAGGCUCAGUCCUGUGAACGGUUCGGUGGUUUCGCCCAAUGUCGUAGCAGCGGUGUCAUCGGUGCUUCAGCGGCAGCAACGCCAUCAGUCCGACGCCCCACUCAGGCGACUGUUGUAUGAAAACGACAGUUUUCUCAGCGGCACCUCGGCUAGGUACAUCGAAUCGAUGUACGAAAAUUGGAAGGCAGAUAAAAGUUCCGUGAACGAAUCGUGGAAUGAGGUAUUCUCCUCAAGGGACCUGCAGUCAUUUGAGAGACCACUCCUAACUUCACCCAUCCGUGUUGUACCAGCUUCAGCUGAGGACAAGAUGGAGGUGGCACAAUCGCAGGAUAUCUGCGCGCGACUGACGUUAAUGAUCCAAGCGUUUGAGGACUACGGGCAUCUUGCAGCUCGAACUGACCCUCUGGAUGCUGAGGAUGACUCUCUUCACCGUUCCCCGCAGGUUAAACCCAGAGAGAGGGUACACCUUGGUCUUGAAAGCUUUGGUUUUUCGAAGGAAGAUCAUGACCGUGUCGUACGUGUGGGUUUCAUGGAUCAAUUGGGAGGCGCGAUGAGCUCGAGCAGCAGGGCCAUGACUAUCAAGGAGCUGCACGACCAUUUGACGAAGUGUUUCUGUGGGCGCGUGGGAUGCGAAUUAGGACACGUUGAUGAUGCAAAUGUCGUCUGUUUCGUCCGUGAAGUUGUGGAGGGUUAUAACACUGAGCACAAUCCACUGCGGCGCCCGUUGUCCAAGGAGGAGAAACUGUGGGUGUGGGACCUUGUUGCCUCCGCCGUGCACUUUGAAGAUUUCUUCAAGCGUAAGUAUACCACACAGAAGAGGUUCGGUUGCGAUGGCGCAGAGUCACUUAUUGUUGGUUUGCGUUCACUCAUGGAGUCAGCCUCUGAUCACGGUGUUGAGAAGGUUAAUUUCGGUAUGGCACAUCGUGGUCGUUUGAAUACACUGUAUAACGUUAUCGGUAAGUCAUUCCCAGUGAUAUUAAAAGAGUUUGUAGGUAUCACGGCCCCUGAACUGGAACCAUUUAAGGUACAAUCCGAUGUGAAGUACCAUCUUGGGGCCAAAUCUACGGUGAAGAUGCGCAAUGGAAAGUUGAUGUUUACAGAAUUGCUCGCCAACCCAUCACAUCUGGAGGCAGUCAACCCGGUCUUGCAAGGGUACACCAGGGCAGCACAACUCAAGCACGGAGACGCUGGGCAGUCGAAGGUACUCCCCGUGGAGAUACACGGCGAUGCUGCUUUUGCUGGGCAAGGUGUCACAUUCGAGACGAUGUGCAUCAGUGAGGUUCCCAAGUUUACGACAGGUGGUACUAUUCACGUUGUGGUUAACAACCAGAUUGGCUUCACUACGGACCCCCGGUGCUCCCGAAGCAGUCCGUACUGCUCUGACCUGGGCCGUGCCUUUCAGUGUCCCAUUUUCCAUGUAAAUGGUGAUUGUCCUGAGGAUGUCGCUCGUGUGUUUGCGUUCGCUGUGGACCUCCGUUCAAGGUUCAACAAGUCUGUUGUUAUUGAUCUGGUGUGCUAUCGCCGGUAUGGACACAACGAAAAUGACGAUCCCACUAUCACGCAGCCCCUCUUAUACAAGCGAGUUCACGCGACACCCGAUGUGUUUGCCCGCUACUCAGAAAAGCUUGUUGAAGAGGGAGUCGUGACCAAAGAGCAACAGACGGCCAAGGCCAAGGAGCAGAAGGAUCACUACGGAAAAUAUCAGAGUGAGGUCGGGAAUAUACGGUACAGCGAUUACCUCAAGUCCGGCAUACCUGAGCUGUGGAGAGGCAUGAAGUACUCAGAUGAACUCGGAGAAGUGACAUUGGAGCCCACCGCUGUUGCGCGGGAAAGUCUCCAACCGGUGAUUGAUUCGCUUAAAAAGGUGCCGGAGGGGUUUGUGGUUAAUUCCAAACUCAAGGCGGUGCUCGAGCAGCGAGUCCAGUCUCUGGAGAAGGGUGAAAAGAUUGAUUGGGGCGCUGCUGAAGCGCUUGCCUUUGGUUCACUAUUACUGGAGGGCACUCAUGUACGGGUGAUGGGUCAGGACGUGGAGCGCGGCACAUUUUCGCACAGACACGCAGUUUUACAUGACCAGAACAAAGUUGACACGUACACGCCGCUCGCCCAUAUAAGGAAGGACCAGGCACCGUUCAUAAUCACUAACAGCCCUCUCAAUGAGUAUGGGGUACUGGGUUAUGCCAGCGGUUACGCCAUUUACGACCCCAAUGCGCUUGUUUUGUGGGAAGCACAAUUCGGUGACUUUGCUAACGGAGCCGCCAUUAUUUUUGAUCAAUUCCUUUCCAGUGGAGAAACCAAAUGGAAUCAGCAGCAGGCGGUCGUCGUUUCUCUUCCCCAUGGAUUCGAUGGGCGCGGAGCGGAACACAGCAGCGGCCGCAUUGAGAGGUUCUUGCAAGCCGUCGCAGAAGACGUGGACACUCCGGCGUACUCCCCUGAGGAGCGCGCCCACCGUGUAAAUAUGGAGGUUGUGUUCCCCAGCACACCGGCGCAGUACUUCCACUUGUUGCGCCGGCACGUCCGUCGCAAUUUCCGCAAGCCGCUUAUGUUAUUCUUUUCGAAACAGUUCUUGCGCACACCGAACGAGUCAUCCAUGGAACAAAUAACCAGUGGCGGUUUCCAACCUGUUAUCGGUGACCCAUCCGUUCCACCCGAGAAGGCGCGUCGCCUCGUGAUGUGCACUGGGCAAAUAUACCACAUCCUCAAUAGGUACCGUGAAUCCAACAACUGUGGACGGGACGUGGCGCUUGUGCGGAUCGAGGAGCUCUCACCAUUCCCAGUUGCUGAGGUGCAGAAGUUGUUGGCGGAUUACAGUGGUGUCGAGCUGAUGUGGGCACAGGAAGAGCCACGCAAUCAAGGCGCCUUUUAUCACGUUGAAUCGCGUGUGGAGUACUACACGGGAGGAGCCCGAGAGCUGCGAUAUGCUGGGCGUGCGAUCAGUGCUGCCCCUUCUACGGCCUACAAGAGCACUCACGACGCCGAGGAGAGGUACAUUUGCGAAUGCGUAUUUUCAUAA